AUGAAAAUACGAAGAAAUAAAUUGCAAAUUUUAAAAAAGUUGGCGUUAUACGCCACAAGGUCACCUGCACAGGUUAAAUUAGACCGCCUUUGGGGAUUCAAACCGGAAAAUCCUAAACGCAGGAAGACACGACACACAACAAGGGUAUCGGGCGAACAUAAACGUUUGAACGCCAAGGAGUAUGUAAAUAAGGUACUUGAGUCGUGCGAACCGGAAAACGAACCGGAGAAGCCAACCGUAAAGGAGCCGGAGGUUCAACAGCAGGGAAAACGUAGUUUGUGCACCCGCAAACCCUGGGAAACGGAUCCAGAGGUACAGAAACAAAAAAGAACGUUUAAAGAAGCAGUCAAUCAACUGCACAAACUAGUUUAUCCGCACUUGGAUCCCAUCGCAAAACGGCAAUACGAUAAUGCCAAACUGCAAGCACUAGGUGGGAAGAUUGCCAAAAAUAGGAAAAUGCCAUAUAAAGAAUUUGUGCAAAGAACAAAAGCUCUUAAACGGAACGUGGAAAAGAAUCAACAACUGGAAAAGGAGCUUGGGGUCAAGCUCUUUACCGAUACAAAAGGCGGAGCCAGGUUUGUCGACAUCCAAAAAAGGAAACGAAGGAAAGAGAUCAAACAAACCAGAUCACCGUUUCAGUUUGGUGACAAAAAUGGUGUUUAUCGCAUUAAAACGAGAACCUAG
This is a messenger RNA of Babesia sp. Xinjiang, 684 nucleotides long. RefSeq lists its product as uncharacterized. NCBI's taxonomy places the organism in Eukaryota, Apicomplexa, Aconoidasida, Piroplasmida, Babesiidae. The transcript is spliced from 5 exons. The coding region runs from base 1 to 684 and encodes 227 amino acids. The record is from RefSeq and is a predicted model, not a curated record.